UGGAGACGAGGCGAAGAAAUCUAAGAUGGCGGCAAAAGUGAACGGAGAAUCCUUUUUUGGGAUCGAUUGCUAGUGCUUCCACUUUUUAAAUUACCAUCAUGGCAGCAGCUCGAAAAAUCCUUGUUAGUGGAGAUGUUUGUGGAAAGUUUAACACUCUGUUUGGACGAGUAAAAAAUAUUCUCAAGAAAAACAAGGAUUUUGAGAUGUUGCUUUGUGUUGGAAGUUUCUUUGGAUCAAGUGAAGAAUCUAAAAAAGAAUGGGAAGGUUAUCUUGCAGGAAACAAUUCAGUUCCUAUCCCUACUUUUCUACUUGGACCUACUGAAAUGCAGGAAGUGAGUUACUACUCUUCUGUUUCCUUGGAGAAUGGUGGAGAGUUGUGUGAAAAUGUAACUUAUUUAGGCAGGAAAGGGAUCUUGAAAACAAAGUCAGGUUUACAGAUUGCAUAUUUGAGUGGAUUGGAAAAAUCUGAGGCCCCCGAGGAAGGAUGUCAUUUCACUGUGGAUGAUGUCGGGUCACUAGAGUCUCAGUGCCAAGAUGAAAGCUUCAAAGGAUUAGACAUUCUCAUAUCAUCAUGUUGGCCAAGAGGGGUGUCCAACUUUGCUAAUCAGCCUGAGAGAUUUAACCCUGAAAAGAGUGGCUCAGCACUGGUGUCCAGACUGGCACAACAGUUAAGGCCCAGGUACCAUUUUGCUGGUCAUGAGGGAGUACAUUAUGAGAGACCCCCAUACAGGAAUCACCAAGUGUUGAGGGAAUCUGCACAGCAUGUGACACGAUUUAUUGCCCUUGCUCAAGCUGGUAAUCCAGACAAAAAAAAGUACAUGUACGCGUUCAAUAUAGUGCCCUUAGUGUCCAUGGAUAAAACCGAACUUGUCAAACAGCCAUCAGAUGUUACUGAGUGUCCUUACAACAAAGUUUCAAGUGGCAGCAAUGUGAACACAGCUGGCGAAGAAACAAAUCUACAGUCUCAGGCCAGUGCUACAGGUCAGAACUUCUUUUUUGAUAUGAGUAACACAGGGAAGUCACAGAGACCUGGACAAAAACGACAUAGGGAUCAUGGUAUCACAAAAAUACAUAGCAUCAGCUAUAAAUAACUUAGUGGCGUUUUAGAUUUUCAGGCAUUUCUGCUAAGCCUAGUUUCUGUUGGAUGAGGAGCCGAGAGGUCUUUUAACCCCUCCUU
This is a messenger RNA of Stylophora pistillata, 1177 nucleotides long. RefSeq names its product pre-mRNA splicing factor CWF19L1. Gene Ontology annotation, cellular component: post-mRNA release spliceosomal complex. Gene Ontology annotation, biological process: mRNA splicing, via spliceosome. Gene Ontology annotation, molecular function: RNA lariat debranching enzyme activator activity. NCBI's taxonomy places the organism in Eukaryota, Metazoa, Cnidaria, Anthozoa, Scleractinia, Pocilloporidae. The record is from RefSeq and is a predicted model, not a curated record.